AGCUGUGGACAAACAGUUCAAACCGACAGACAAGCAGAUGGGGGGCACCAUUAUGUCGGAAUUAUGUGCCAUGAGGCUUACAGGUAUAGGCGGUACUAGGCAGCAUAUAAUGAAGAUGAGAGAUUUAUCCUCUCAGUUGAAAUCCUUCGAUAUGGAGCCUACUGAGCAAUUCCUGGUGCAGUUAAUCCUGAACUCCCUUCCUCCUCAGUUUGAUGCCUUUAAAGUAUCUUACAACACAUAUAGGGAGAAAUGGUCAGUUGAUGAAUUGCUGUCCAUGUGUGUGCAAGAAGAAACUAGGCUGUUGAUGAGUGGAAAGGGUGCACCUAAGGAAGCUCAUCUGGGAGAAAGCUCCAAUAGGGGUGGCAGUAAGAAGGGAAAUAAGGAUGACAAGAAGAAAAGAAAGAGAAGAAUCCCUCCUGCCACUGCCUUAAAUAAGAAGGAUGCCAAAUGCUUCUUCUGCAAGAAGAAGGGGCACAUGAAGAAUGAGUGCUCCAAGAGGAAGGCAUGGCUUGAACGUAAAGGGCUUCUUAACAAGCAGGCCACCACAUCCGAGUGAGGAAUGGGUUCUAUCAGGCAGCAGGAACCCAGACCGUGUGGAGUUGGUUG
Molecule: messenger RNA, 606 nt
Organism: Neltuma alba
Lineage: Eukaryota; Viridiplantae; Streptophyta; Magnoliopsida; Fabales; Fabaceae
Exons: 2
Coding region: 38-556 (172 amino acids)
Molecular function (GO): nucleic acid binding; zinc ion binding
Source: RefSeq, a predicted model, not a curated record